GGUCGUUAAUUUAAAGAUGGCCGCGAAAGGAGUAGGUAAGGCCGCGUUGCGGCUUUUUCUAGGUACGUGCGUGCCUUCGUCGAAACAGAACGCCGCUAAAGUGAGAGUACCACGAUUGCAAUUCGACGAUUAUCUUCACAUGUACUUCAGAGAGAACUACUUCGUUUAUGCCCACGAUCCGAACAAGUUGUGCAAAACGGGCGAUGUGAUUUUGAUACAGACGUUACCAGAGAAAUUAACGCGCCUGAUUACGCACGAGGUUGUCAAGGUGGUCUAUCCUCUAGGCGACAUAGUCGAUCCAGUCACAGGAAAGGAAGUUGUCGCGACUAGAUAUAGGGAGGACAUAGAUGAAGAGAGCAAAUUAUAUGGCAAAGUGGAUUCGACCUUCGAUUACUCGAAGGCACCACGAAGAGGCAAGCUGGAGGGUACGCGUGACUUCACUCACAAGAAAAGCUAUCUCAAGUAUUAUGAGAAUCCCGAUGACCCGCAGCCAGACACUGUUUCACUGGUAUAAAGUACCACUUGUAUUUGGAAAUUUAAUAAUUAAUAAAUUGUAAAUAUUCAACGGAAA
Molecule: messenger RNA, 571 nt
Organism: Vollenhovia emeryi
Lineage: Eukaryota; Metazoa; Arthropoda; Insecta; Hymenoptera; Formicidae
Gene: mRpS17
Product: 28S ribosomal protein S17, mitochondrial
Exons: 4
Coding region: 17-514 (165 amino acids)
Biological process (GO): mitochondrial translation
Cellular component (GO): mitochondrial small ribosomal subunit; ribosome
Molecular function (GO): structural constituent of ribosome
Source: RefSeq, a predicted model, not a curated record